UCUAGAAUCUCUACAGUAGAGAGAGAAAACGCGUGUAUGUGGACAACUUAGACGCUGAGAAACUCAAUUCAUCAAAAUAAGAUUUGUAUUGUUCUCUCUCUCUCGUCUUUGAGAAAAGAUUAUUCAAUUCAAUUGAGAGCUAUAAAUGCGAGUUGGUUUAUGUACUUUCCUUUCACCUUCUCUUCACGACUAAGCAUACAUAUUAUUCAGCCCUUUAAAAUCUUAUAGGAGUACAUAAUACAUUUAUAUAUAUAGGUGUGUGUGUUUGUGUGUUAUAUGUGUUUGUAUGAUCGUCUCUUUGAAACAAAGCCAAUCUUUGGAUCAAAACACAACCCUUGAGAGAGUUUUUUAAACUUUGUUAAAAUCUAUGGAGUUCUAUGCAUACCCAUCUCAAUCUCUGCCUUCAUCUUCAUCAUCAUCAACAUCUUCAUUUUCGUUUGGGAAUUUGGUCGAUAAGGUUAAAGACUAUUUCAGCUUCGCGGUUUCUGCGAUUAUUGGGAAUGUUGUCUCUGCCAUCUUCACCUUCUUCUUCGCAUUAGUUGGCACCUUAUUAGGAGCCUUGACCGGAGCUCUGAUAGGCCAAGAAACCGAGAGUGGUUUCGUUAGAGGAGCUGCAGUUGGAGCCAUCUCUGGUGCUGUUUUCUCCAUUGAGGUCUUCGAAUCUUCGCUUGUUCUCUGGCAAUCAGAUGAAUCCGGAAUUGGGUGUCUCCUUUACUUGAUUGAUGUUAUUGCAAGUCUUCUAAGCGGUAGACUUGUUCGUGAACGGAUUGGUCCUGCCAUGUUAAGUGCAGUGCAAAGUCAGAUGGGUGCCGUGGAAACAAGCUUUGAAGAUGUCUCCAAUAUCUUUGACACUGGGGGGCCUAAGGGGAUGCCGGGAGAUUCAGUUGAGAAGAUCCCAAAGAUCAAGAUUACUAACACUAACAGCUUAGAUGCUACUGGGGAGAGAGUCUCUUGCUCAGUGUGCCUUCAGGACUUUCAGCUUGGAGAGACUGUUAGGAGUUUGCCUCAUUGCCAUCACAUGUUUCACCUACCUUGCAUUGAUAAGUGGUUGGUGAGGCACGGUUCUUGCCCGUUAUGCAGAAGAGAUCUGUAAUGUGCUUGUUUUUUUUUUUUGUUGUAUAUUACAUGAUAAUUAGAGUUCUUUGAUUGCUAAUACUAGGGUUUCUCUAUUUUGUUCUUUUUACACACACAUUAGUUAUACCAUGUUCCUUGACAACUGCCUUAUGUAAUUAGUUGGAGAGUGACAUAUCAUGAAUUGGGCAUUCUGUAUAAAAUUUUGAGCUGUUUUAGUUUUUUCA
Messenger RNA from Cornus florida, 1298 nucleotides. Its product is annotated as NEP1-interacting protein-like 1. The record is from RefSeq and is a predicted model, not a curated record. The transcript has 5 exons. Lineage: Eukaryota; Viridiplantae; Streptophyta; Magnoliopsida; Cornales; Cornaceae. Bases 368 to 1093 code for a protein of 241 amino acids.